Molecule: messenger RNA, 1471 nt
Organism: Carassius auratus (goldfish)
Lineage: Eukaryota; Metazoa; Chordata; Actinopteri; Cypriniformes; Cyprinidae
Product: protein-lysine methyltransferase METTL21C-like
Exons: 7
Coding region: 561-1379 (272 amino acids)
Source: RefSeq, a predicted model, not a curated record
GUUUUAGGCACAUAAACCCAAUGGUAAAAUCACUCUAAAAAGCCUCUGCUUUAAUAUGCCAGUCUUGCCAGACAUCAUGUUUUCUAUGUCAGUCCAGUCUCAGGUUAUUUCUGAUGUCUGAUUCCAUCCCAGCUAUUAAAACUGACCGUUAGGUCAUCCUACACUUGCAGUAAAAUGUUUGUCAUCCUUAAUUUACCAUCUGUGCUUGCACAGGUUAUUGGACCCCAGCUGCAGCUUCCAAGAUCCCAGAGGCCACAGUAUAUCUGCCAGAGCUGUGCCCAGGCUGUGGGUAAAGGGAUAUGCCUUCAUGUGCAUCGAACCAGUGAGAGGGAUCAGUGUUCCCUGAGGAGAGGAUUGCACUCUGAGCUGUGGAAUUAAGUAGCUUUGACACUGUAGCACUCUCUCUCUCUCUCUCUCUCAUAACUAACGGCACAUUUAGCCCAGUUCUUCCAUGGGAGGAGCAGAGAGAUGCUUCUUUAUAAAAGUCAAUAUGCCCUGAGGAUGUCAACUUUAAAGUCUCAGCUGUAUUGAGUGUGAAGACAUUUGGGCUUGUUUCCAUAAUGGAGAUCGAAGGAAGGCCAGGUCUAAAUGUGCAGAAAAAAGGAAUCGUGAAGCAGCCUGACCCUGUUAAACCACCACCAAACAACUCAGAAGAAGAGGAUAUGGACUGUAAAGACAUGAAGAAGGAGGCACUGAACAGGCGCAAUGCCUGGGAGCCCACUGUCUUCUAUUCGCUUGGCAACGAAACCUUUUCCUUCACCGGGCAGGAGAUCAACAUCCGAGAGUCACUCGACUCUUUUGGAGCGGUCAUCUGGCCAGGCGCUGUAGCGCUCUGUAAGUAUUUGGAAAAGAACCGGGAGCAGGUUGAUCUUCUGGAUAAAGCAGUGCUGGAACUUGGAGCAGGAACAGGACUGGUGUCCAUAGUGGCUAGUUUACUGGGUGCCUGGGUCACAGCCACAGAUCUACCCGAUGUCCUGUCAAACCUGAACUUUAACCUCUCCCGCAACACACGGGGUCGCUGCAGAUACACACCUCAGGUGGCGGCUCUGGUCUGGGGUCAGGAUGUGAGACGUGACUUCCCCAGCUCCAUCUACAAUUAUGACUAUGUGUUUUGUGCAGACGUGGUCUAUCAUCACAACUUUCUAGAGGAUCUGAUGAUCACCAUGCAGUACUUCUGUAAGCCAGGAACCACCCUAUUGUGGGCAAAUAAGGUGCGAUUUCAAUCUGACCUGUGCUUCAUUGAAAACUUUAAAAAAGUUUUUAAUGUCACAUUGCUGGAUGAGAUCCCACAAGAGGAUGUAAGGAUCUACCAGGCCACUGCAAGGACGUCAGCCCAAAUGAGGGAGGAGAAGAGGGAGAACCAACAACAUGAUGUGUAGCAAGACUUGCAAAUUAUAUUAAAUGAGUCGUGCAGCCCCAACAUUGAAGGGAAGGUUCUCCACCUGUUGGCCAUCUGCAAAAUUGCAAGGAA